AUGAGUGGACCCGGCGAAGAGCGGGGUACCUGGCGCGGAGGCCGCCCGUACGAGCAGAACCGCCACGCCGCGCAGAGACAUUCCUCCUCCCGAACAAUGAGCGCCCAUGGCAGCUCUCGAGGAGGGCCGAACACAUGGAACGAUUCCUCGCGCGAACAGCCUCCUCCUCCUUCCUCGGGACCUCGGCAGGAACAGCACGUCCCCGUGCGCAACUUCAAUGCUACAGAGUCGAAGGCGGCUCUCAGAAGAGGUAUGCCGGAUCAACCGAGACCCUUCUUCUAUAAACCGCAAGGCAAGGACACGAACAACCGGGCUAGCGGACCCUGGGGUGCUAAACCGAAUCAAAUGGCCAACGGCAAGGAUUUCUUCCUCGAGCUUCGGAAACAAGUGACGGCUCUCCGACAGGGCAAUCCUGUUGCAGGUGGAUGA
This is a messenger RNA of Aspergillus uvarum CBS 121591, 429 nucleotides long. RefSeq lists its product as uncharacterized. The transcript is spliced from 4 exons. NCBI's taxonomy places the organism in Eukaryota, Fungi, Ascomycota, Eurotiomycetes, Eurotiales, Aspergillaceae. The record is from RefSeq and is a predicted model, not a curated record. The coding region runs from base 1 to 429 and encodes 142 amino acids.